This is a messenger RNA of Empidonax traillii (willow flycatcher), 2364 nucleotides long. It is a transcript of the gene ELL2, whose product is annotated as elongation factor for RNA polymerase II 2. Lineage: Eukaryota; Metazoa; Chordata; Aves; Passeriformes; Tyrannidae. Gene Ontology annotation, molecular function: cis-regulatory region sequence-specific DNA binding. Gene Ontology annotation, cellular component: transcription elongation factor complex. The coding region runs from base 313 to 2106 and encodes 597 amino acids. Gene Ontology annotation, biological process: transcription elongation by RNA polymerase II; positive regulation of transcription elongation by RNA polymerase II; snRNA transcription by RNA polymerase II. The record is from RefSeq and is a predicted model, not a curated record. The transcript is spliced from 11 exons.
UCACUUGACAUGCUGUGAUCAGCACCCACCGCCUGCUUCUCAGGGCUGCUUUAGUAAAUCGUGUGGCUGUGUGACAGCAAAAGCUGAGUCUUACCCCAGUGUGCCUAUGGAAAUUGGGACCUAAACAAAACUGACCUGACCUCCUUGUUUUGGGAAGCCUUUAAUAGGGCUGCUGCAAGGAGUGUCUUUCUCCCAAAGCCUUUCAGCUGUUGAAGAAGGACUUUUUAUAUUCCAAGACAAGAAACUAGGAAGGACAUAAACCGCGUAUUUAGCAGCAGUAUUUCCUUGUUUGACAGCUCCCUGUGGCUGAGAAUGAUGUGUUUUCAACAGAUGCCUGUUCAGAAAUGCCUGUUUCUCAGAAUGGGAGGAAAGCCUAAUUCUGAUCAUAUAUUAAUUAGUUAUUUUGAUACAUUACAGAAACGGCCUCUGGAUUCCAGUUUCACCUGCCCUGUCAUGAGCAAAAAGCAGAGGAUUGGUCGCCUGGCCAGUCGAGUCCAGCCAGCAGCCAGUGACCUCUGUGCUGCUUCCUCAGUACUGCCUCCCACAGUUCUUCCAACUUCUAACACAUCUGAAACUGUCAGCUCCACUUUCCCCUGCACCUCCAAGGUGCAACAAAAGGAUUUGUCUCAGACUGCUUUUGGAAUCUCAUCACCUGACACAGUGCAGGGGGAGUCUCUGAAGUCUAAAGGUAAGAACGAAGACAGGAAGAGGCUGGAAGCAUCUCAGCUUUUGGAUUUCAGUGAAGGGGUUAAAGAAACUUGCACUGCCUCCACAGACCCUGCAUUAUCAAGGGAACAACCGGACGACUUCAUCUGUGGAGCCUUGCAACUCAAUGACCCAGGUUCUGUCCAGGAUAAAGUUACAGUAGGUGGAACAAGCAAUAAUGAGAUGACCAGAGAGCACCCGAUCCAGGCAGAAAAGGACUCAUGCAAUCAAAGUACAAAGGUCAUUACACCUCAUGGACAACUUUUAGGAAGAAAAGCAGAGGUCAGAAGAGUCCCACAAAGCACUCCAGAUGCCGUGCCUGAGAGGAGGAGAACAACACCCAUGACCCCUGAAAAUGUCCAUGGCAGUCGUUGCAAUGCUGUGUAUCGCAGACCAUUCAGGGACAGGGUGAUUCAUUUGCUGGCUCUGAAGAAUUACAAGAAGCCAGAGUUAUUUGAUCACUUGCAGAGAGACGGAAUCAUGCAAAAGGACAGGGGUUCCCUUGGAAAGAUCCUUCAGCAGGUAGCCAACCUGAAUGCAAAGGAUAAUUCCUUCAGUCUGAAGGAACAUUUAUUUAAAGAUGUUCAGAAGGAUUGGCCUGGCUACAGCGAAGUAGACAGACAGGUUUUGGAGACAGUACUUUCUAGCUCCCUGUGGCUGAGAAUGAUGUGUUUUCAACAGAUGCCUGUUCAGAAAUGCCUGUUUCUCAGAAUGGGAGGAAAGCCUAAUUCUGAUCAUAUAUUAAUUAGUUAUUUUGAUACAUUACAGAAACGGCCUCUGGAUUCCAGUUUCACCUGCCCUGUCAUGAGCAAAAAGCAGAGGAUUGGUCGCCUGGCCAGUCGAGUCCAGCCAGCAGCCAGUGACCUCUGUGCUGCUUCCUCAGUACUGCCUCCCACAGUCCUUCCAACUUCUAACACAUCUGAAACUGUCAGCUCCACUUUCCCCUGCACCUCCAAGGUGCAACAAAAGGAUAUGUCUCAGAUUCCUGUUGGAACCCCAGUGCAUGUGGUUAAAGAAACUUUCCCUGCCUCCACAGACCCUGUAUCAUCAAGUGAACAACCAGACUACUUGACAAAAUACGUAGCUAUAGUGUCCUAUGAGCAACGCCAGAGCUACAAGGAUGACUUCAAUGCAGAGUAUGGUGAAUACCAGAAUUUGUUGGCUCAGAUAGACAACAUCGCCAAGAAAUUCAGGAAUUUUAAUGAACAACUGAAGUGCGUGACUCAGGGGUCCACAGCAUAUCAGAUGCUUUGUCAUCAAGUCCUGGCAGAGCAUCAGAAGAUACAACAGUGUAGCCCCAGCUACUCUGAAUUGAAGAAGAGAUGUCAGUAUCUGCACAAUAAGCUGUCUCACAUUAAGAGACUAAUACAAGAAUUUGACGAACAGCAAGAGGAGUCCUAGCACCAGUCAUCUGCUUUGUUCAGGACACAUCUAUAAGCUAUGGCAUAUUUAUUUAGCUCCCCUAGGAUUUCUUAUCUUAGUAUUGAAUAUUAGCUUUUUUGUUUAAAAUUGAAAAUUAGCUUCUAUAGGAUUAUAUAAGUCAGUAUUGAGCAGUAGGUUGUUUAUUUAAAAACCAAGGUCCACUUCCUCAAAUAGUAUAUAAGACAGUAUUUCACAUUUGCAUUAAAGAAGUUUCAGUAUUGUUAAUUCCUUGUGGUG